Molecule: messenger RNA, 1922 nt
Organism: Physcomitrium patens
Lineage: Eukaryota; Viridiplantae; Streptophyta; Bryopsida; Funariales; Funariaceae
Product: phenylalanine ammonia-lyase
Molecular function (GO): catalytic activity
Source: RefSeq, a predicted model, not a curated record
UGAAUGAAGGGUCCAUGGUGAUGCAAAUCUGCUUGCCUUGAAUAUUGUGAUGUCUUACCAACACACUUACAUAACAAUUAAACGAGAACUAAUCACCUUGAACGAGAGAGACACAUUAGUGCGAACAUGAUUCUGACACAGGCUGUUAACCUUAUUGUGAUACUCAUGAUUCACAGUGUUCCUUGCCAUGUUCGCACACCUAAGUUUUGUGCAUUUAUGCCAGACUCUCUUGCCUCGCUCUUUUAGUGUUUUAGUGUUCCUUUAGUUGGACACAGGUUUCUCCAGCUGACAUCCAUGGUAUCAAACCAGAGAUUUACGUACCCACAACUACGCCUCUUUGGAAAAUGUCUCACUCGUGAUUUGCAUUUUGUCAGACUCUCGGCAAGCUCACGCAUCACACAAUGUCGAACUAAUUCAUUUAGUAGUGGCACAUUUUUUGGAAUCGUUUGGUUGUGGAGAGAAGUCAUAGGUCUGACAUCUGAAACAGGAAGUUCUGCGUCCUAUUCAAUUGCCGACAGUGGAUAUUCCCAGGCGCUGCAACAAGCAAAGGCAUAAAUCAAACGACUUUCUGUAAUACUGACUCAUUCCUCUAAAAGUAAAACUUCGUGCUCCGAAAGUCAGACUCCAGCGAUAGGUCCGAUUGUCCACCGCUUUUCGUACACUGGAAUGCUACACCGAGCAUAAACGAUGUCAUAAUAAAAACAAAAGCAGCCUAAACCAACCCGGAGUGAUUAUGGUUGACAGUGACAAUUGAGAUCAGAGUGGAACUAGAAGCCGAAGUAAUGGCGAAAGGGCAACACAACCAAGAUGUGAACUCACUGGGAUUGGUGUCAGCCAGCAAGACGGAGGAAGCCAUGGAGAUUCUCAAGCUCAUGAGCGCCACCUUCUUGGUAGGCUUGUGCCAGGCUAUCGACCUGCGUCAUGUCGAAGAGACCAUGCAGUCGGCCGUGAAGCUAGUGAUACAGGUGGCCAAGAAGACGCUCUUCAUGGGCAGCGACGGAUUACUGCUGCCAUCACACUUCUGCGAGAAGGAACUACUGAUGGCAGUGGAUCGUCAGCUGGUGUUCAGCUACAUCGACGGUUCCACCAGUGAUUCAUACCCGCUGAUGGAGAAACUGCGAGGGGUGCUGGUUAGCCGUGCCUUGAAGAGUGCAGACAAGGAGACCUCCAACGCAGUGUUUAGGCAGAUUUCAGUGUUUGAGGCAGAGGUGAAGCUGCAGCUGAGCCAUGUGGUGCCCGCGGUGCAAGAAGCAUAUGACACAAAGGGACUAUCCUUGGUUCCCGACAGGAUUCAAGACUGCAGGACGUAUCCAUUGUACAAGCUGGUGCGCGGAGACUUGAAGACGCAGCUCUUGUCUGGGCAGAGGACGAUGUCUCCGGGGCAAGAGAUUGAGAAGGUGUUUAAUGCCAUUUCUGCAGGCCAGUUGGUGGCUCCUUUGUUGGAAUGUGUUCAAGGCUGGACCGGCACACCAGGGCCCUUCCCCGCUCGCGCCUCUAGCUAGUUGACACUGCUUUAUCUCCCAAUAUUGCCUCGGGUCGUCGAUUCAUCUUCGUGUGUUACAUUGACAUUACAAUUAAUAUUUAACAUUUGUAGGAACUGUAGGAGAACUGUAAAGGCUUGAAGUUGAGGUUGUGUGGUGCCUUCACCCUUGACCUUUGUUAACACAGAAAGCACUGCAAUCCAUCAAGAGCUUUUCAAUUGCAAUGCGUAGUUGUGUAUAUAUUUCCUAACUUCAGAAGCAGAAGGAGAAGUAGAAGAAGAAUGAGUCUCUUGUUUGCAGGCAAAAAUGAAUAAAAGUUCACUUCAGCAACAGCCGACAUCUACUUGAGUGGUUAAUUGUUAUAGUUUGUUUCUAUGUGUUUGUCUGUUUAGUGGAGUUUCAGGAGGGUGGAUGUUUAGUGAUUGAACUAUUGAUCUUUCA